UUCUUCCCUCCCUUCACACCAAGCAGCCCCUGACAGACAGAUAGGGACAGACAGGCAGGGCUGGUGAGCGUGUGAGUGACUGUGCUAAGAGAUAACCAGAGUUCGUCUCAGGAUGCCAGCGUACGCCACCAACAUGAGGAUGAAGUUUCCCAUCGUGGCCUUGGCUUUGGAGAUCGUCACCAUCAUCCUGUUCGCAGUGUUUGUGGUCUAUGAUGAUGGGAAACGAACCAAGCCCAAACACGGGCACGAACACGAGAAACCCUCCAAUGAGACGCGUCCUGAACUGAUCCGCUUCGAACUCUACCCAAUGUUUCAGGACGUCCACGUCAUGAUCUUCAUCGGCUUCGGGUUCCUCAUGACGUUCCUGAAGAGAUACGGCUUCAGCAGCGUGGGCAUCAACCUGCUCCUGGCGGCCUUCGGCCUGCAGUGGGGAAUCCUCAUGCAGGGCAUCUGGGACAUGGACGGCGGCAAGAUCAAACUCAACAUCUUCAAAAUCAUCAACGCAGACUUCAGCACAGCCACAGUCUUGAUCUCCUUUGGUGCUGUUUUGGGUAAAACCAGCCCUGUGCAGCUCCUCAUUAUGACCAUUCUAGAGAUUUCCAUCUUCUCCAUCAAUGAACAUCUGGUGGCUGAAAUCCUCCACGCUAAUGAUGUUGGGGCGUCGAUGAUCAUUCACGCUUACGGGGCCUAUUUUGGCCUGGCAGUGGCUCGAGUUCUUUACCGGCCAGGUUUAAGAAACGGACAUGAAAACGACGGAUCUGUUUACCACUCUGAUCUGUUUGCCAUGAUUGGAACAGUGUUCUUGUGGAUGUUCUGGCCCAGCUUUAACUCGGCCAUCGCUGAUCCGGGCUUCAGCCAGUUCCACGCCGUGAUCAACACCUACCUCUCCCUGGCUGCCUGUGUGCUCUCUGCUUACGCCAUCUCCAGCCUGGUGGAGCACAAAGGCAAACUGGACAUGGUGCACAUUCAGAAUGCCACCUUGGCUGGAGGCGUUGCCGUGGGAACGUGUGCUGAUAUGAGCAUUGGACCAUUUGGGGCCAUGCUGAUUGGACUGGUGGCUGGCAUCAUCUCCACACUUGGCUUCAAGUUCCUCACUCCCAUCCUGGCAUCCAACCUGGGUAUCCAGGACACCUGUGGUGUCCACAAUCUGCAUGGCAUGCCUGGCAUCCUGGGCGGUCUGGCUGGUAUUGUAGCCGUGGCUCUGGGAAAGAGCAAGAAAGGUACUGCCGCCAUGCAAGCUGCUGCUUUGGCUUCGUCCCUCGGGUUCGCUUUGGUCGGCGGUGCUGUUACAGGUUUGAUAAUGAGGCUGCCCUUCUGGGGACAACCUCCAGACCAGAACUGCUUCGAUGACUCUAUUUACUGGGAGGUUCCUGAGGAGGAGGAGGAGAAUGAGGAGAGCCUGGCUCAUGCAGAUCACUCCAAGAACAAAGCAGAAGCUUAAAUAUCUGCCCACAGUCCUUUCACAGGGAUCGUAACUCAUCUGCACUGUGGCCACAUGUAUUAAAUUUGUUGCUUAUGUGAUUGAAGUUUGGAGAAGAAAAAAAAAAGCCACAUGCAUUUUACAAUUACAAUGAUUUUUUUUUUUCACAUUUUCCCCUAAAAAAUAUCUUUACACAAAAUAUUUUUCAUAAUUUAGCUUGAAUCUGUAAUCCCAUGUGACACAGAGAGCUUCGGAGGAAAAAAAAAAACACGAGUGAUGGAUGCAAUUUAGAAAAAAAAAGAAAACAAUACACUUCAGGGAUUUUCUUAAAAUAAGCUUUGAUUACUGAAUCAUGGACCACCAUGUAAAAUACAGGAGUUGCUCCACAGCUUGACUGUUGAUACACAACUAUAUGUAUACGCUUUUCUUUAUGCCAUGUUAUAUUAUAAAGCGCAUAAAAGCAUGUUUUAAGAUAUUAGCAUAAUCAUCAUGUUUCCCAUAAUGCCUCACAGAUCAUUUCAUAUUUUCAGAGAGGAUGUGAAGUGGGCUCUGAUCCGCUGCUUGGCGUUACCUCACUGGAGCCCAGUCCUCGUGCGAGGAGUCUGAGCCGACCACAGCGCGGCUCUGACGUGGGCAGGGAUAGUCGUAUGAUGCUCCUGCAACUAAUGAACCUUCGUAUCACUUCUCUCCUGUUAAUUUCAAACAUUUUCUGUCUCUGUGACGGACAGCUGUAGAGUUUCAGCGUUCAGCUGGCUGUCAUUAGGUUUGUGUUUAAAUCUGUUUUCUGCUUGCAGCAAAAGCAUUCUUCCAUGUACAUACAGUUUAUAUCUUAAAAUGGAUUGACGUAGUCAGUUUUAUCCAUGGAAAAAAGUCACUGGUACUGAACAUUUUUCAGAUAUCUUCAAACUAAUUCAACCACAAGCUACGUACUGGCAAGAGAUCCAAGUAUGACAAUGAACUGUUCUAUCAAAACCUAUCAGUCGGCUUUUGACCUCUUUGUUGGAAAGGACUAUUUCUGAGAUUGUUUUUUUUUCAAGGAAGGUGAAACAAAUCAUUUAUAUAUCAUAGGAUCAGAACUCACUCUGUCAUUAUUGUUUUAAGCUGCAUCAACAUGAUGUAGUGAUGAACAUGAGUUUUACGUGUUUAUCAUCCAAACACAGAUGAAACUGACUACAAUAAUGUUCUGGUUUUUUAAAUGUUUUAUGAUGACCAGGAGACUGAAACACAUCAAGAUUUUGUAUUUUUAUACAGUUGAUGUAUGCUUUUUUUGUAUAAUAUACUAAUACUGUUAUAAUAAAUGUGUUUUUGUACAAUG
Molecule: messenger RNA, 2735 nt
Organism: Salarias fasciatus (jewelled blenny)
Lineage: Eukaryota; Metazoa; Chordata; Actinopteri; Blenniiformes; Blenniidae
Gene: rhag
Product: Rh associated glycoprotein
Exons: 10
Coding region: 113-1441 (442 amino acids)
Biological process (GO): ammonium transmembrane transport; ammonium homeostasis
Cellular component (GO): plasma membrane
Molecular function (GO): ammonium channel activity
Source: RefSeq, a predicted model, not a curated record